This is a messenger RNA of Chionomys nivalis (European snow vole), 762 nucleotides long. RefSeq names its product testis expressed 47 (gene Tex47). The transcript has a single exon. The record is from RefSeq and is a predicted model, not a curated record. Bases 1 to 762 code for a protein of 253 amino acids. Lineage: Eukaryota; Metazoa; Chordata; Mammalia; Rodentia; Cricetidae.
AUGUCUUUCAUGGUCCAUAAUCGGAAGGGCAGCAAAAAGCAUUUUCAGGUGGACCCUCUACUGAUGCCCAAAGUUCCUCGAAUCAAUUACAUGCACCUUCAGGAAGAGAAACACAGGCUACAGCUAAAGAAAUUCCUCCUUCACAGGAUGUUUCUUGUGGGCCACCUACAAGCCAAUGUGGAGAAAAAGCAGAUUACUGAAUACUACGAGCACCUCUUCCAGUCAAUUCUGAAGCAUCACUUAGGAGAGACAGUUACCGGCUUAUUGCUCAUAUACUCAAGCACUUUUCUGCAUAUCCUUGAGACCUCCAAUGGCACUCUUUUCCGAAUCCUUUUAGAUUAUGUUGCCCACGAGAAAGAAGACAAAGAAUUUAUCAUCCAAAACAUCAAAAUUAUAGUUGUUUCUCAUAACAUCCCUACAAGGUUGUUCAUGCAAUGGCAUGUUUCUGUCAUCAAGGUCCCCGUUCUGUAUCUAGAUGAUGUGACACAGUCUCAGUCUCUAUCGGAAGUCACCACAGACUUUCUCACCAUGACUCACAAACUGGCAUUUCACCUUUUCAAGACCGUGAAAGUCGGUACGAAAGGGCCAGGUGACAACUUGCACCAAGUUGCCCCUGAGCUACUCCUCCCAGAACAAACUGUCCAAUACUUGUGCAAAGCUGAUGACUUCUUGGACCCAGCAACAUUCUUAAGCAUGUAUAACAGACCCAUACAUGUUACACUGGAUUCUGAGAUUGUGUGGCCAGCUCCUUCCCGUUUCUAG